Messenger RNA from Acanthochromis polyacanthus (spiny chromis), 5568 nucleotides. Its product is annotated as zinc finger protein with KRAB and SCAN domains 5-like. Lineage: Eukaryota; Metazoa; Chordata; Actinopteri; Pomacentridae. The record is from RefSeq and is a predicted model, not a curated record. Gene Ontology annotation, molecular function: DNA-binding transcription factor activity, RNA polymerase II-specific; RNA polymerase II cis-regulatory region sequence-specific DNA binding. The transcript is spliced from 9 exons. The coding region runs from base 109 to 1596 and encodes 495 amino acids. Gene Ontology annotation, biological process: regulation of DNA-templated transcription.
UCUGCCGGAACUUCACAGUGUGACACCCGGCGGAUGUAAACAAAGAAGCAUGAGCAGAGUUAGCUUCACUGCUGUGUGGACUGAGCUGUAAAACGGCUGUAUUAUAGUAUGAAUGAGAAAUAUCAGAGCGUUAAAGUAACGAUGUGUUCAGUUGAGUAUCUGAGAGAGUUGAUCAGCGACAGACUAGCUGCUGCUGCUGGAGAAAUAUUCUCAGAGUUUGAAAAAACCAUCGUCCAGUACCAGGAGGAGAUCGAUCGUCAGCGCAGACUGCUGGAUGUCAUCUGGAAACCAUACAUCCCCUUACAGCUCAUAGAGCUCCCACAGUCUUAUGUCUGUGAGAAUGAGAAGACUGUCGUUGACCAUCAGCCCCAUGACCAGGAGAGAAACUCCAUGGUGGACCAUGAGGACCCAGAGCCUCUACGGAUUAAAGACCAGCAGGAGGAACUCUGUACCAGUCAGGACCAAUCAAACCCAGAGAUUUCUCAAAUUAAAGUGGAACAGGAAGAAUUGUGCACCAGUCUGGACCAAUCAAACCCGGGGUUACCAAAAAUUAAAGUGGAACAGGAUGAACUCUGCUCCAGUCAGGAGGAAGAGUUAAUUGGAUUGAAACAGGAGACUGAUACCUUUGUGGUGACUCCUGCUGAUGAGGAAAGUGACCACGGUGAACCAAAACCAAACAGUGAUCAGCUCCUGUUUCACAUCUCUUGUGUAGCUGAGAGCCCAGAUCAGGAAGGAAGCAAGGAUGUAGACUCAGGAUCAACUCGAUGUAUCGAGCUGAAACCAAGACAUCAGAGUAACAGCAGUCACAGUUAUGAUGUAGACAAUGCUCCAACGUCAGCGAGACAGUGUGAUAAUGACAAGGCAACAAAAUCUGCAACAUGCGAGGUCUGUGGAAAAGCUUUUAGGCAUAAAUCAAAUUUAAUCAAACAUCACAGAACCCACACAGGUGAGAAGCCGUAUUCUUGUGGAACCUGUGAAAAAAGCUUCAGUCAACGGACCUCUUUGACUGCCCACAUGAGAUGUCACACAGUCACCGACAGGAUGGCUGACAAGUGGAGCUUUCUGAAACAGGCCCCUGGUAAAAAGCCUGCCCAAUCUGCAAAGUAUGAAGCUUAUGGAGGACGGAAGCCCAAAAGCAGCUGGAAGCAAGGCCGUCCCUGGCUUCAGUUUGAUGGAAAUAUAAUGAAGUGUGCCUGGUGCACAGAACUUUCUGACCAUGAAUCUGCCGGAACAUACACAUGGACAUCUGCAAAAGUAGAAACUGUGAAAAAGCAUGAAACAAGCAAGGUCCAUACACAUAACACACGGAUCAUGGCAAGCAGACAGGCACCUCUCGGCACAACAGAGGCAGAGAAAGCAGUGGAAGCUUUAAACAAGGCAGAGAUGACAAGACUGGACAAACUUUUCAGGAAUGCCCAUGCUCUUGCCUUGGCUGGGCGACCGUUCUCUGACUUUGUUUGGAUGGCACGUCUAGACAAGACCAAAGGACUGGAUGGGAGCACAUACAUCACAGGCAGAAGUGCCCGUGACUUUAUGAGGGCAAUUGCGGAGGUGGAGGAUGAGAAAAUUAGACAUAUUUCAUCAACUGUGCCCUAGUUCCAAGAGGUGAUGCCAAGAACAUAUUAGCUGCCCUGAAGCGCUCCAUUGAGAUGAUUGGCAUUCCCUGGGGAUCUUUCAUCGAGAAGCUAGUUGGUAUGGGCAGCGACGGUGCAUCAGUUAUGCUGGGACGUAAAGGCGGUGUAGCUGCCCUCCUCCGUCAGGAGCAGAGUGCUCUUGUGGCAGUGCAUUGUUUUGCUCACAAGCUAGAACUGUCCCUGAAAGAUGCCCUGAAGGCUGUUCCCCUGAACAACAAAAUCUCUGUUGGUUUGUUACAGGGGUUAUUCUACAUGUACCACAACAAUCCUCUGAACAGGGCCAACCUGAAAGCAUCUUAUGUGUCUCUUGGCAUGAAGCCUCUCAUGCCAACAAGAGUUGGUGGAACAAGAUGGGUGGGCCACCAUCUGCGUGCACUGCAGAACCUCAUGACGGGGUAUGAGGCUAUCAAGCAACAUUUAGAGCAGGUUGGGAGUCCCACUGAAACAGUAACCGCUUCCACCAGUGGAAAAGCAAAAGGUCUCCUUCAGUUACUUUCUUCGCAGCGUGUGAUGAAGUAUGCGUUCUUUCUGGCUGAUGUUCUCACAGUGCUGACCAGAAUGUCGAAGAGGUUCCAGGAGAGGACCUGUUCAGCUUCCGAUAUUCACUCCAUCCUGGAAGAGUCAUGCACUUUGCUUGAGCAAAACAAGACUGUGUAAGUCAUGGGUGGAAAAAAUCAUUGAUGUUUGCUUAAUCCUUCCCCUAAUAUAUUUUUUAUAGCUCCAGUUAUAUUAAAUAUUAUUGGAAGAACAGAACUUGCAAAGGAUUGUAUUAAAUAAUCUUACCAAGUCAUUUAAUAUUUUUUUCCUUUGUCCAGGGUACAAUUUUCUGACACCAAAAUGUUAUUUUUUUCUAACUAAAAUGUAUAAUUUUGCAGUGAUGGUCCAUACCUCACUAAUGCCCUAGCCAUGUUCAAGUCAGAUGAGUCUGACAUGACUGUACAAGGUGAAGCUGCUGAAGACAUAUCUGUACCAAGAACGACCUUCCUGCAACGCCUUAUCGACAGUUUGCGAGGUCGGUUUGAGUCCGACAACAGGGAUGUAAUUGGGGCCACAAAAAUUGCAAAUUUCAUGUCCUGGCCUCUACCUGAAGACCGUCAAGACAUCAGAGGUGCACUGAGUGUUGAAAGUUGUCUAAUCAAUGUUUCAAUGUUUCUACUAAUGAUGUUUUUGUUUUCAUAUCUGUCUUUGUUACAGUUACUCUAACCCAAAACCAUGAUGAUGCAUGUUGUUUUGUUUCAGCAUAAACAAUUAUGAAUAAUGAAGUUUCUAUUUCAGUUGUUUAAUUUUGUUACAUUGACAUGUUUGUUUAUAAGUUUGCUAACCACUGUACACAGAGAUUUGAUCAUGAAUUUUUACAACAACAAAACUUUAUGUCAGAAAUGCUAAUUUCAGUAAUAUAUUUCCAGUGUUUGGUGAUGACUGCCUCCGGUCUAUCCUGGACCAUUACAGUGAGAUUGUUAAGGACGCAGGCAUUGAUACAGCAACAGCUCAUGUCGAAUGGUCUGCUCUCAAGUCUGAACUUUACUCGAGUAGGCCCAGUGAGAUCAGGUCUCUCACUUGGGACAGAGUUCACAGACUUCAUUCUUCUUCAUUCGGGACCAUUCUUGCUGUGAUGGACCUGGUUCUUACCAUACCAGGUUCAUCAGCAGAAUGUGAGCGAGGCUUUCGACAAGUCAAGACCAUCAAGACAGAUGUCCGGUCAACACUAGGAGAGGCCUCUCUAUCUGAUCAACUCAAGAUCAAGUUGAUGGCCCCUUCCAUUGAAGAUUUUGAUCCAGUCCCAGCAAUCCACCUGUGGAACAGGCAGAAGGCAAGGAGACCACACAGUGACAGCGGUGCCAUGGCAGCCGCCAAAAGGAAGUGUGUCCGGGAGUUUACUGAUAUUGCUGCUAGUGCGGUGCCAAGCACAAGUGCUACUGCAACUUCAACUGGCCCGGCAACUGAUGAAGCCCUGCUGUUUGAGGAAGAAUCUUCUGACAGUGUCUCAGAGUCUGACUCUGAUUUAGAGGAAAUUGUUACGUAGGGGAUGGUUGAGGUUGAGAUGGCCUUCAGUCAUAAUCUGCAAAGUUCUAGCCAUCUAUGUCUGAUCAAAUGAUCAGAAACAAGCAGUAGGGCUUGUAGGACAAUAUUAAGACAUGUUAUGUAUUUUCAAGUAUUUCACUUUAGGGACCAGUUCAAUUUGUUUUACUUUCAUAGCCAGUUGUACCAGAGUAACUGUGACUUUAUGUGUUUCAUUUCUGAGGAAUUACAAUUUUUUUAUUUAAAAAAUACUCUUGACUUAACUCUGAAGACUGUGACAAAGACCUAUCUUUUUUGUAUUCUUGUACACUCUUAAGCACUGUUGAUUGUAUUGCAGUUUGUUUCAGGUUGAACUCUAACAUGCUCUAAGGGCCAGUACUGCUGCUCUUUGUUAUGUUUUACAUUUGUGUAGCAUGAAUACGUGUUAUUAAAGAGUCUACUCAACUGUGAAGAGUGUGACAAAGUACUGUGUUGUCUUUGAUUUCAUAAUAAUCUGGUUGUUAGUGCAUCUCCUGAUGGAGCCAGUAAGAUCAAGAAUUCACCAGUAAUUCUUCAACUUACUCCUGUACAGUACUUAGUACAGGCCCAGGUCCUCCUGAGGUUGCCUGGCUAAGGACCAUGUGGCUAUUGUGUAGAAUGCAUUGCAGUGCUGAAAAAUAAAAUAUAAUUUCUAAAAAAUAAUGGAAUGUGCAGAAAAAAGAGUGCAAGCAAUUAGCAGGAAGCAAAUACAAGAGGCAUUUUCCAAUUUUGGUCUACUCUUAACAGUAACAGAACUAUACCCAGCACCAAGCACUGCAAGACUGCCACUCAUCAUGCAGCUAUGUUAAGUUCCAACAGACAUGCCACAGAGGAUGACAGAGGCCCAAGGGCACAUAAAAUGCACUAAACAUCUCCAUGUGACACACAGACAAAUUAUUAAGAAAAAGUAGGAUUAAAUUUUUUUGGCCACUAAAAGUUGAUUUUGGCUCCUAAAAAUGUCUAAAUUAAUGUAUGUUGGUGGCCAAAAAAAUGUCAUUUUGGCCACCGGACCUCUCGGCCUUAAAUCAAGCGCUGCACAGGUGAGAAGCCGUAUGUAACACUUGUGGAAAAAGAUUUUCAGAUUCAUCAGCACAUAGAGGGCACAUGGCAAUUCACAAAAAGAGAAAGCCAUAUUCUUGCGGAACCUGUGGAAAAACCUUCAUUCAACGGGACUCUUUGACUGCCCACAUGAAAUGUCACACAGGUGAGAAGCCGUUUUCUUGUGGCACAUGUGGACAAAGCUUUAGUCAACGGGGCUCUUUGAAUCUCCACUUAAGACGUCACACAGGUGAGAAGCCAUAUUCUUGUGGAACCUGUGGAAAAAGCUUUAAACAUAGUUAUCAAUUAAAAGCCCACAUGACAAUCCACACAGCUGAGAAGUCAUGAUCCUGAAACAUCUGUGAAAAAUAAAAAAGAACUAAGCUUGAAACAAUAUGUAAGAAUUGGUACAUGUUAAAAGUAGAUGUUUUACAUUUCAAGCACCUUUAGUCUGUGCUUCAACAACAAUUGUGAGGAAGUAUGUAAGCAAUCCUUGAUGAUUAGACCAGAUGGAGUCUGGACUGUGGUGGUGGUGGAGCAGGCAGAAGAACCAAACUGAAUGUCUGGAUGGAUAUGGUAUUGGUACAGAAUGCUACAUUUCUGUUAUCAUAACAUCCUUCAUCAGCAGAGCAGUGAUUGGAGAUGUUGUGAAGGUGUUUGGAACAUUUUCACGUCCUGCUGAGAGAACAUGGCUGUUCAGGUGUGAACAUACUGCUGGAAUCCACUCAGCUUGAGCUCUGCUGUCUUUCAAGUAAAAGGAGGCAACGAGAUACAGAGACAUUGUGACAGUAGGACACAACAGAGUGUGUCACUGCAGCAGAGGAGAUCUGGAUGUGAAAUAAAGUUGUAAUAAAACGUC